CACUCGCACUGUCUGACAGGCAGUCUGGGGUGGGCUAGCUCUCCUUGUAGCCGAGGCUGUGGCUCUGCUGUGGCUCUUGCUGGGCUCCGAGCUCAUCUGUCCGUAUGUGUGUGUGUGUGUGUCUGUGACUGUGUGCUUGUGUCAUCACUCUCAUCCCGGGCCUGUCUGCUCACCGUUAGCACUGCCACAACUUUUGCCCACCACCGUCACCACCGCUCUGACACAGGAAGGGGAGUCGAGCAGCCAGGCCUUCUGCUGUUCACCUCCUCAGACAUGUUUCGAAAUCCCUGGAUCUCUAGUUACCAUGUGAACCAUGUGGAGCCCUGUGGCCAAGGAUUUGGAUCGAAAGGCCCCGUCAAACUUUGCACCUCAGCCUCGUUUCCAACAGAAGCCGUAAGUUUUCAGAGUGACUUUUCCUUGAGUGACAAGACCGCCUUGGUCAAAAGCAUUUCAGACACAGAUGCCAAACGUCUGGUUGUCCUUCCCAAGGUUACAGAGUUGAAGAAAUACUUUGAGGGACCUGUCACCAAGGAUUUGGAGAUGAACAGGAAGGAGAGAAUAGCCCGACGACUGGAGGGAAUUGAAAACGAUGUUCCUCCUACUCUGGUGCCUGGUGGUUUGGUAGCAAACAGAAUGUUAGAGGAGGAUCCACCGCGAUACACCCGCGCCUCAGACCCCUGUGAGCCUUGUUUGAUGGUGAGGCGCUACAGUCGAGAGGACAUGGAUGCGUCGCAGAAGCAGGUGUUGUCUUCAGAGAGAUCUCCUCAGGUCAAAGGUGGAGGUGGGCGUCAGGAGCCAGUGUUGGUGUAUGUUGAUCCAGUAACGUUAUCCACCUCCUCUACAACCUCAUCUGCCCCCACAGACGCUGCGAGCCUCAGUUCCAAGGCUGAACGCAUCGCCCGCUACAAAGCGGAGCGCCGCCGCCAGCUGUCAGAGCGUUAUGGCAUCCUCUUGGAUCAGGAGCAGGACAUUGAUUACACACCAAGACAUCGGUCCCACCGAGACCCUGAGACCCCUGGUCGACAGACUAGUCACAGGCGAGACAAAGACAAAGAAGAAGCAGAGGAAUCAGCGCGGGAGCCCAGGGUGCCAUACCGCUCUGGAGUUGGCAGAGUUUACAUGAGGACUCAUCAAGAUCCUGCAUCUGGUAACACAUCAAGGCCUGCCCGCACAAAUCAAGAUCCUCCCUCCACACAGGAAAAACCGAGCAGAUAUUCAGAGCGGGAAAGGGUGAUGAACAUGGAGAACUACCGGCGCGCAGGGACUCAAGAAAGCACCUCCAGUUCCAGAACCAGAACUCAGGAGCAGCCUCUGCCCCAACACCACCAAAAGACUGCCCACCAGGAGCCAAGUCCCACUUCCACCAAGGACUACAGCAUUGCAGCAGUGCCCAACUCUCCUCGCACUGCCCGCCGGGCUUCCCUGCCCUCGAACCGCUACGGUAUAUCACCUGGUGAUUUAUUCAUCGAGCAACAGGCCCAGAGCAUCCUCAACAGACAGGGAAUUCGAGUAAGGGAACGAUUGCCCAGGGAUGAAACAGUGCAAAGGCCACCUGAUUGGAGUCCAGACAGGAACCAGGUUAACAGACACUGCACUCAGAGGAACACUGGUCAUUAUAUGCCACAGCACUCAGACACUCCCCAACAAAGGACUGGUCACCAGCCUCAGCCCAGCCCUGGCCACCAUCAUACCCACAGUCAAACAGCCUAUGCUUCCUCUUCUCCAGAGUACCAACAUUCUGGGCCUGCUGUGGACACAGAGCCCUAUUUGGCCAUGCCUGCCCCAGUGGCCAUUGCUAAACCUUCUGGACCACCUGAGGUACCAGCACGCAGGAGAGUGAAUGCUGACCAACUCUAUGCUGCCCACAAGGAGGCAAGAUUAGAGGCCAGGCAGGCCCUGAAGGAAGAGGCCCAUACAGAGGGUUUGCUGAAGAGUAGGAAGGCUGUGUUGCCAUCAGAGAUACGCCGGAGGGAAAAGAGUGUGGAUGAUCCUCAUAGGGGCCGACACGAUGAUAUGGACUGGCAAAACUACAGCCCAGAACUUAGGAGGAUGAGUCGAGGGGAGGAAGACUGGGAUCGGGACAGACCAAGAGGGAGGGAAAGAAAUGUUGAAAGGAUCAGAGAAAGGGGAAGGGAGCAUCUCUCCAGCCGUGAAAGCCAAGAGGAAAGAGUUUAUAAAUCUAUACAGCCUGCACACUUGUCUGUAAGCCAGCAGCCCAGGCAACAUCAAUCCUCAGACCCUGUGUACCACCAAGAGCCCCAAAUUCAGCAUUCAGAGCCCCAAAUUCAACAUCCAGAGCCUCAAAUUCAGCAUCCAGAGCAUUGUGAACCAACAAAGUUUUUGCCACAAAGGCAACAUCACUAUGACCACUCGAGACAUCCGCUAGAGCCUGAAAGACAACAACACUCCCAAAUACAGCAGGGGUAUAAGCUCCAUCAACAAGAACCACCAAAUCAGCAGCAAGACAUGCAGAAAAAACAAGGUUACCAAAGAGAGGGAGAGUCUGAGGCUCAGAGGGAGCAGCAGCUGGAUCGUCAGCAGUCCGAAUCAGCUGUCCACCUCCAGAAGGGCUCUUUGUUGCCUCAGGCCAAAAGCAGAAGCAUGGAGACGAGUGGAGUGCUCAAACCUAAGGUUAGGACCCGCUCCAUGUCAGAUAUAGGUGUAAGCCAGCACACUGCAAUGUAUCGUAUGGAGAGGACAGCAGCCAGCCGGGAGACAUCCAGGGCCAUCCCACCUUCAGGGAUUACUAACGGGGAGAUAGGAACCUUGGACACCAGGGUAUCGGUUGCACAGCUGCGCCAUUCGUAUCUGGAGAAUGCCAAGCAUAAACCUGAGCUUGAGACAACUAAAGUAGAUCUCUCAGCAAUGGAGGUCGACGCGGCCAGCAGCAGUGAUCGAGACAAGGCCACUCGGAGACCUCGUCGCUACAUCACUCCAGGAGACAGUCGCAUGUCCGAGAGGUUUAGGACCCAACCCAUCACCUCUGCAGAGCGUUUGGAGUCUGAUAGGUCACGUCUCAGCCCAUCACAGCUACAGGAUCCUGAAGCAGAUGAAGAAAAGCUUGAUGACAGAGCCAAAAUGAGUGUGGCUGCCAAGAGGUCGCUCUUCAGGUCUUCAUGUUUUGAUGAUAUCGUUCUCCAGGAUUUAGAGAGGACGUCAGACGGCAGUGUUCCCAAACCACGUUCUCGAAAUGCCGCCGUAGAAAGACGUCUGAGGAGAGUUCAGGACCGAUCAAACACGCAACCUGUCACCAACAAGGAGGUGGUCAACGCUUCAAGCGAUGCUGCUCCAUCGUCACAAAGUGACGCCACUCACACAGUUGUAACUUGCAUCCCCAGCUCCACUGCAGUCAACACCAGUGUGACAAGCAUCAGCAUUCAGAACUCCUCCCAGCCGGAUUCUGCAGUGCAGGAGCAGGAGAAGGACUCAGGGGAACCCCAGAAACCAGCUCAAGCUCCUGGUGUUGGGACAGAAGGAGAUGGCCAGGAACCUGCCUCAGACGAGCCAGACCUGUCCUCCCUUAGCCUGGCUGAGAAGAUGGCCAUCUUCAACCGCCUUGCUCAGCCCACGGGCAAAACCACUGAAGGGUCCAGAGGGGACACCCGGCAGCGCAGGGCCAACAUCCGCUUUCAGACUCAGCCCAUCACCCUAGGAGAAGUGCAGCAGGAAGCUGAGGCACCUGUAACCUCUGCAGCGUGUAACGGCGACUUAGAGGCCAAUCAGGGAGAACAUCUGAAAAACGGAGGCGAGAUCAAACUGGAGCCCUUGUCAGCAUCCCUGGUUCGAUCUGUGGCAGCAGUCACCGCUCAAGCGGCUGUCACCAUGGUAACCAUGACGCCAGGCAGCACCGGUGUUGGUGAUGAUGACAGUCUGGGGAAGGCCACCACCUACCCCUGCAUCCCUGCCCAACAACAGGCUUCCAGCAAUGCAAUCAGCCACCAGGAGAGGGCGCUGAGGUACUUCUCCAUGACCCAGAACGGGGACCCAGGCCACCCUGAGCCUGAGCCCAGCUCCUCCCCUCUCGUCUCCGAGAACCACGAGAGAGUGGAGGCUCCUCCUGCUCCCAUUUCCUCCGCUGGUCACAGGCAGCAGAGGGAGGAGGUGGUGAAGGAGGAGGAGGGAUGGAGCGAGCAGCAAGAGGAGGAGGUGAGGAGGAGACAGAAGGGAGGAGCCUCAGAAGACAGCCAAGGCGGCAACAUAAAGGAGAACCGGCACUCCCCCGAUAAGGAGCGGGACAGCAGGCAGCAUCAGCAUCCUCAGCCUCAAGGCGCUGCUGAGCCCUCUUUGUGGAGGGGCGAGUCAGAGCCUCUGCCCAGCCGGAGAGCUGCAGACGCAGAUUCCCAGGAGAGCAGAGAGACAGCAGAGGCAGGAGAAAGAGGAAGAGGAAGAGGAAGAGGAAGAGGGGACUACCUGAGAGAGGCUGCAGCAGUUCACAGCUCCUCCACACAGGAGAAGGAGAGGAGCCGGGCAGGCAUCUCAGAUUUGCCAGAUGAGUCUCCACCAGUGAAGCAACUGAUAGCGAAAGUGUCAUCCAGGACAGUGUCUCACGUGUCAAACGGCCAACAGCAGCAGCACACUGUGACCCAGCCUCCUCAGACUCUCCCCAAACCAACGUCCUACAUCCAACCCCAGCCGUUCUCCCAGCCCCCACCGACGUACCCGAAACCUUUCACCCAGUCUCCUCAAACCCAUCCCAAACCUCAGGGAUUUGUCCAGCCUAUCUCGAAACCUUACCCUCAGACACCGCCUCAGCCUCCGCCAAAACCUCUGGUCCCUCCGCAGACACCCCCCAAACCCCAGUCCUUCCCCAAGUCCCUGAUCAAGUCCCAGUCCCUGCCCCUGGACCACUGCGAGGACUUCAGCAGGGUCAGUGUCCACUCUGGUGAUCUGCUGUCUCCCACAGACUCUGGAGAGCAUCUGUCUGACGACAUGUCCUCCAAACAGAUGUCUAUCAAGGAGAGAGUGGCUCUGCUGAAGAAGAGUGGCGAAGAGGAUUGGAGGAACAGGAUCAACAAGAAGCAGGAAGUGGUUAAAGUAGUGUCGACCGAGCAGCAGGCGCAGCUAUGGGAGACAGAGCAGAGCUGCCAGAAGAAGGAGGAAGGGGUGGUCGUUCAAGACUACUCUGCCGUGUCUGUGUCUGAACAGCUGUGGGAGCCCGUCUUCUCUUCCACCUAUUCUCCUCCUAUCUCACUUGGCCAAAAGUGUCAGUACAUUGACCACCACAGUCAGAAGACGGGAGAGGAGAUCGAGGCUCAGAUGACCAUUGAGGAGAGGAAGCAGAUGAUUUCCACCCGUGAGGACGCCUGGAAGACAAAGGGCAGGGGAGCGGCUAAUGACUCCACCCAGUACACUGUGGCUGCUCGCAUGGUCAAGAAAGGACUCGCAGCCUCCUCCUCGGUCAUCAGUCCCAUCCUGUCACCAGUCGCCACCAAACUGAAGAGUAACACGCCCGCUGUCAGCAAACCACAAGAAGAAAUUGAAGCUCGACCAGAAAUGGAGUCAGACAAGAAGCUGGACAAGUUGGAGAGCUUCUUGGGACGUUUGAAUAGCAAAGUGGCAGGUCUGCAGGAAACCACACUGACAGUGACUGAGAAGGCCGUGAAGGAAGUGAUGAAGCUGGACGACGAGAUCUUCUCCAAGUUUUACAGACGCGUCGCCGAGUUUCCACGCAUGCCCACCAGGAUCGAGAUCAGCGAGGACUUUGACAGCAUCUUUGGUUCUCAGGGUCCCAAGUUAACGUCCGCCAUGGUGGAGCACAAGCGGUCGGUGCGUCCGUCCAGAAACGUCCAGUCGUCCAGAAACCCUCUGAAGAUGCUGGCGGCCAGGGAGGACAUCAGACACGAGUACACGGAGCAGAGACUGAAUGUGGCGCAGCUGGAGAGCAAGAGGAUGAAGGCCGAGAAGAUGACUAAAACCUCCGAGUACUCUGAAGCUGCUCUGGCAGGUCUGGCCAGUCAUGAAAACUUCAGCAGCGUCAGUCUGCGCAGCGUCAACGUCUCGGAGCAGAUGUCCAACAACAGCGCCGUGCCGUACAAGAAUCUCAUGCUGAUGCAGAUCAAAGGUCGUCGUCACGUUCAGACCAGGUUAGUGGAGCCAAGAGCGUCGUCGCUCAACAGUGGAGACUGUUUCCUCUUGGUGACUCCAGAGCACUGCUUCGUCUGGAUAGGAGAGUUCGCCAACGUCAUCGAGAGGGCAAAGGCGAUGGAUUUAGCGACCUUCAUCCAGACAAAGAAGGACAUGGGCUGCAGGGCGACCCAGGUGCAGGCCAUCGAGGAGGGGGUCAACCCACAGGGUCCGGACCACCAGCUGUUCUGGACAAUCAUAGGAGGACAGGGUGCUUACCAAUCUGCGGGUCCACCAGAGGAGGACGAGCAGUUUGAGAACGCCAUCGUGGAAACCAACUGCAUCUUCAGACUGUUGGAUGACAAACUGGUUCCUGACGACGAUGAGUGGGGGAAAGUCCCUCACUGCUCUCUGCUGGCCUCCAAAGAAGUGCUGGUGUUUGACUUUGGCAGUGAGGUGUACGUGUGGCACGGUAAAGAGGUGACUCUUGCUCAGAGGAAGGUGGCGUUCCAGCUCGCCAAACACCUCUGGAACGGGACGUUUGACUACACCUGCUGUGACGUCAACCCACUCGACCCUGGCGGCUGCAACACACUCAUACCCAGAAAAGGCCAGGGCCGUCCUGACUGGGCGAUUUUCGGGAGGCUGACGGAGCACAACGAGACAAUCUUGUUCAAGGAGAAGUUCAUGGACUGGAGUGAAGCAAAGGCGCUGACACCGAAGGACGGCGGCGAGCUUGUACCUGAGCUGAAGGAGGCCCCGGGACGUGACUGCCGGCCCUAUGACGCCACCCUGAUGCUCCCCGUCCUCCAGUCGUCCAUUUCCACCAUCCUGGAUGGUGUAACCGUGGGCCGUGGUUAUGGCCCAGUGGAGACCGAGGACCGCAUGAGGAUACAGGAGCUCAGCACAGUGUCAGUGGACGUCUGGCACAUCCUGGAGUUCGACUACAGCCGCCUCCCGCGCCAAAGCAUCGGCCAGUUCCACGAGGGAGACGCCUACGUGGUCAAGUGGAGGUACAUGGUCAGCACUUCAGUUGGACGUAGGCAGAACCCUGAGGCGAGGAGCACUGGACCGGGGAAAGAGAAAUGCUGCUACUUCUUCUGGCAGGGCCGACACUCCACCGUCAGCGAGAAAGGAACAUCAGCGCUGAUGACGGUGGAGCUGGAUGAGGAGCGAGGAGCACAGGUUCAGGUGCAGCAGGGGAAGGAGCCUCCAUGUUUUCUGCAGUGUUUUAAUGGAGGGAUGAUCAUUCACGCUGGCAAACGAGAAGAGGAGGAGGAGAACACUCAGAAUGACUGGCGUCUGUACUGCGUGCGGGGUGAGGUGCCGGUCGAGGGCCACCUCCUGGAGGUGGCGUGCCACAUCAGCAGCCUGCGCUCCAGGGCCUCCAUGAUCCUGCUCAACAUCAACAAGGCCGUCAUGUACCUGUGGCACGGCUGCAAGACGCAGCUGCACACUCGGAGUGUGGGAAACACGGCCGCUCUCAAGAUCAAAGAACAGUGUCCGUUGGAAGCCGGGCUCCAUAACAGCAGCAAGGUGACCAUCCAUGAGUGCGACGAGGGGGUGGAACCUCCAGGCUUCUGGGAGGCGCUGGGCAGGAGGGACAGGAAGGCUUAUGACUGCAUGCUGCAAGAUCCUGGCAAAUUCAACUUCACCCCGCGGCUCUUCCAGCUGAGCAGCACAUCUGGAGAAUUUGUGGCGACCGAGUUCUUCCACAUGUCCAGAGCUCCAGACCUGGUCAGCUCACUGCCUUUCCUGCAGGAAGACUUGUACAACGCCCCGCAGCCUGCCUUGUUCCUGGUGGACAACUUCCAUGAAGUCUACCUGUGGCAGGGCUGGUGGCCACAGGACAGCGAGAACGCCGGCUCGGCUCGUAUCCGCUGGGACGCAGACAGGAAGUGCGCCAUGGAGACGGUGCUGCAGUACUGCACAGAGAAGAACGACAAGAAGCCUCAGAAGUCGUAUCUGAUCCACGCCGGUCUGGAGCCGCUCACGUUCACCAACAUGUUCCCCAGCUGGGAGCACAGAGAGGACGUGGCUGAGAUCACAGAGAGGGAGGCCGAGGUGUGUCACCAGAUCAUCCUGGUGGAGGACGUGUUGGCUCGGCUCAAACAGAACAUCUUCCCGCUGGCUCAGCUGCUGGCCCGGCCGCUCCCCGAGGGAGUCGACCCACUCCGCCUGGAGCUCUACCUGUCCGACCAGGACUUUGAGACCAAGUUGUAGGUGGAUUCAGAAAGCUUUGGAAAUGACGAGAGAGGACUAUGAAUGUCUGCCAGGGUGGAAGCAAGUGAAUAUAAAGAAGGCCAAAGGACUGUUUUAAGAAGAAAAUAAAGAUGGUGUGUGAAGAAGAGAAAGUGUGGAAACUGCUGCGACGGAAAAACAAAGAAAUGUUUUUGAUGGUGAUGUGUGAGGACCCCGAGGAGAAAGUCACUGGUUGGGAAGGAAAGCGGCAGCAGACUCUCGCCUUGCUUCUUAUAUAGUCAUGUUUUACUUCUGGACUUUGUCGUGACGUAAAAAAAAAAACCCCAACAACAACUUUGUUGUGGUUUAACGGAAGGUUUAAAAACAAACAAACCAACCAACACCUUGCUUUCCUUCAUACGUGGUGUGGAUUUUUGGAGUCGUCUCUAAAACACCGCUCAUGGACGCUUGGUGUCAGAGUGCCAUGCUAUGGUUGUGUGUGUGUGUGUGUGCGAUUGUACAUAAUGUGUUUAUGUGUGUCAAAGUGUGUGUAGAUGUAUUUAUGUAAAAAACAAUGCCAGUGGUGUCAGGUGAAUGUCUUCUCGUCGGUGUCGUCUACAGCGUCCGGAUGCCUCGUCAGGCCUCGUACUGUAGGAAACUCCCGCCGCAGUGACUCAGACUCGCCGAGCUGCACGUGAGCACGUCUGAGAGCAGCAGCUCCAUGGGUCAGAAUGUAUAGUGCCUUGCUUUUUGUGUACAGUUUAUAUACAGAAAUCCUAGUCUGCAUUUUUGAAGACUUUCUUUGUGAUAUAAGACAGAUAGUGAAUUAAAUCACAAUAAUGCGCACAUCAA
Molecule: messenger RNA, 9096 nt
Organism: Solea senegalensis (Senegalese sole)
Lineage: Eukaryota; Metazoa; Chordata; Actinopteri; Pleuronectiformes; Soleidae
Product: supervillin-like
Exons: 41
Coding region: 274-8286 (2670 amino acids)
Biological process (GO): cytoskeleton organization; actin filament severing; barbed-end actin filament capping
Cellular component (GO): actin cytoskeleton; cytoplasm
Molecular function (GO): actin filament binding; phosphatidylinositol-4,5-bisphosphate binding
Source: RefSeq, a predicted model, not a curated record